Molecule: messenger RNA, 1011 nt
Organism: Coccidioides immitis RS
Lineage: Eukaryota; Fungi; Ascomycota; Eurotiomycetes; Onygenales; Onygenaceae
Exons: 2
Coding region: 1-1011 (336 amino acids)
Source: RefSeq, a predicted model, not a curated record
AUGCCUCUUAUAAUAAGGCACUUACUCGGAAAGAAAUCAUGGAAUGUCUACAACAGAGAAAAUAUCGCAAGGGUUCGGCGGGAUGAGGCGCUGGCCAAAGAUCGAGAGGAAGAGAAUGAGAGGCGCGAGCAAGAAGUUGUUGCCGAAAGGCGAAUUGAUUUCCUGCGCAACCAGCGCCCGACCUCUCCUCUAUCACAACAGGAUUUUUCCCGAGAUAUCGCGGCCACAAAGGCACCUACCGAAGUUAGACACCGCAAGCGGCGGCGUCUAGCAGGAGAAGAUGAUACCGACCGAGACAUUCGGCUCGCUAGGGAAGAUGUGCUUCUGAGAGCUGGGUCGAGUCGCGAAAUUACCUCGCGCAAGCCGAUGAGUAACGCACCGCUCGUUGAUUCUUCUGGACAUAUCAGUUUAUUUCCGCGCAAAGCCGAUGAGCGGCCUGGAAAGAACGACGAGGCCGAGGCAGAAGCAGCUAAGGCCAAGCGAGAGUACGAGGAUCAGUAUACAAUGCGCUUUUCAAAUGCUGCGGGAUACAAGCAGGGGAUGGAAGCCCCAUGGUAUUCUACCUCACAGCUGGACCUUGCCACGCGGACACAAGACAUUCCUGCCAAGGAUGUCUGGGGUAAUGAGGACCCCGGCAGGCGGGAACGCGAGAAGAUGAGAAUAGACGCAAAUGACCCUUUGGCAGCGAUGAAAAUGGGCGUCCGCCAGCUCCGUGAUGUUGAGAAAGAACGAAAGGAAUGGGAAGAGGAAAGAAAGAAGGAACUUAAAGCUUUGAAACGGGCGGAUAAGGAAUCGAGGCGACGUCGUCGCCGAAGAUCUCGCUCGUAUGACAGCCUGGAGGAUUUUAAAUUGGAUGAGGAUCCAGUUGAUGAGCAGAAACAUAAGAGAAAACGCCGCCCCCAUAGGUCUCACAGGGAAACGGAUCGUCCAAAUCCAGGGCAUGAUUCAGAUCAUCGCAAUGAUAGGCGCUCAAGCCACCAUGAGAAGGAUAAGAGUAGAGUGAGACGGUGA